Molecule: messenger RNA, 837 nt
Organism: Heteronotia binoei (common prickly gecko)
Lineage: Eukaryota; Metazoa; Chordata; Lepidosauria; Squamata; Gekkonidae
Product: olfactory receptor 5A2-like
Exons: 1
Coding region: 1-837 (278 amino acids)
Biological process (GO): G protein-coupled receptor signaling pathway
Cellular component (GO): membrane
Molecular function (GO): G protein-coupled receptor activity; olfactory receptor activity
Source: RefSeq, a predicted model, not a curated record
AUGGCGAACCAAACUAGUGCUUCAGAGUUUAUCUUCUCGGGACUUUCCAAGGACCCUCAACUGCAGAUUUUCUUCUUUUUGGUGUUCUUCACAAUUUACCUAAUCACAUUAUCAGGCAAUCUAACCAUCAUUCUGGUUAUUAGAAUGGAUCCAUCACUUUAUACACCCAUGUACUUUUUUCUGUCUCACCUGUCUUUUGUUGACAUCUGUUAUUCUACUGACAUUGUCCCUAAAAUGUUGGUGGAUCUUCUGACAAAGCAGAAGACAAUAUCCUUUGUUGGCUGCCUUACACAAAUGUUUUUCAGCCUUCUGUUGAGUGUCACAGAAGUUUUCAUUCUUUCAGCAAUGGCUUAUGACAGAUACACUGCUGUGUGCCACCCGCUGCACUAUGCUGUGAUCAUGAACGAAGCCAUAUGUACUUACUUGGUGAUAGGCGCAUGGAUAAUGGGCACUGCUUUUGCAAUUAUAAAUAUAGUGCCAACAUUAAAUAUACAGUUCUGUGGCUUCCGUGAAAUUAGACACUUUAGCUGUGAACUCCCACCACUACUAAAAUUAUCUUGUUCUGACACCUUUCUGAAUAAUGUGAUUCUUUUUUCUUCUGUUGCAAUUUUUGGGCUUGGAUCCUUCCUACCAACUCUGGUAUCCUAUAUUCACAUAAUCUCCAACAUCCUGAAGAUCCGCUCUGCAGAGGGCAGGAGCAAAGCCUUCUCUACCUGCAGCUCCCACCUUAUUGUGGUUGGCUUCCUAUAUAUGACAGGGAUGACACAGUACAUGAAACCCAGCAAAAUCUCUUCCAUGACAUUGGAUGAGGUCUUCUCCAUCCAGUACGUGUUUUGA